This is a messenger RNA of Dendronephthya gigantea, 2567 nucleotides long. RefSeq names its product NACHT, LRR and PYD domains-containing protein 4C-like. The transcript is spliced from 3 exons. The record is from RefSeq and is a predicted model, not a curated record. The coding region runs from base 303 to 2567 and encodes 754 amino acids. Lineage: Eukaryota; Metazoa; Cnidaria; Anthozoa; Malacalcyonacea; Nephtheidae.
UCUGCUCUUUAUCUAUACUGACCCUCAUCUCCGCUAUCCCACGCGUUACCUAUAUGUCAACACAAUUCCAGGGAAAUUACUCGCGCGUCAAACUAAAGUAUUAAAAUCUACUUUGUCUCAACAAUAAAUUAUUUAUUUGGUAGGCCAAUAAUUCCUAUUUGGAGUGUCUGUUUUUUUAACCAAUCAUAAUGGUCCUGGAGGGUGUUGCAAGUUGGUGUAAAAUUACAGCAGGAUGGUGAUCAAAUGAUCAAAUCUUAACUUCUGGGAAAGAAUCAAGUACUCUUUAUACAGACAAGUCAGACAUGGAAAAUUGCUUAAAACUGAUUCCUCGUAAUUGUUACAAUACCCACAGUUCAGUAGUUCUUGCUUUGUUUGUAGCAACUGGUGUUGUUCUAAUUGCAAUCGCGAGUGAUUACGAGUCGAAAUCAAGUCUAGAAUGUGACCUCACCAGCUCUUUAUUCAAGGGGAAGUACAUUGAAACACAAUGUCGUCUUCAAUAUGCCGAAGAAUUCCUCCCUUCGUUAUCUCUCAAUGUCCAGAUUGUGAUAAGUUUUGGACUUGUCGUUGUGUUGAGCGUUGUUUACGGUUACCUGGUGAAACAUAGAGUCGACAUCUUCGCAAAUAAUCCAAACACAACGACGAACGAGGGCGUAGAAGAAAGCCAGCCACUACCGUCUGAAGCAUCGCCAGCCGCACGGGAAGUCUAUCGAGGUAGUAAUCGUUAUUUUGUAUUUAUGGCUUAUAUAAGCCAUUUGAUCGUUUGUCGUAUAAUACCACUGACAGUAUUCUCAGCAUUUCUCUUAACCUCGUCCAAUUUUCCGACCCAUUUUGAAUGUCCUUUGCCCAAUAUGAAAACAACAACUAGUACUUCCCAUGAGAACGUCACACGGUCAACUACGAAUUCUUCAUUUGUGGACUGCACUUAUUCAAUGGCUGGGAAGAAACAACAAGUUGUUGUCGGCUUUAUCACGAUAAAUUUUCUCGUUGAUGCAGUGACACUCGUUGAGAUUGUUUAUCUGUUGUGGUCGGCAUUGAAGAGACCAACUUUCCAUACUGAUCAGGAGUUCAUUAGCGUGUACCUUUUACGAAAACGAACCAAAACUAUCCUAGAAAUAAACGAAAUAAUUCGAUCAAACCAAUCUGAAAAUUUAUUUUACCUGCUUGGGGACUUUGGAGGGAAACGUUUGUCACGUAGAAAACUGGAGGAGAUCUAUAUCAAUCUUAUGAUUCAAGAUGGAAGGGAAACAACCUAUAAUUCCAGGAGAAGAUAUAAAGAUAGACAUGAUAUUUAUGAAGCUCGUUUAGAAAAACUCCCUGAUGCAAAAGUACUUGAGAGUACAGCAGAGUUAUUUCAAGCAGCAGAAGCUUGUAAGAAACAACCUAGAACUGUUCUUGUAGUAGGCAGACCAGGCAUAGGGAAAAGUCUACUGACAAAAAAAAUAUUUCAUGAGUAUCAAAAACACAUAGAAAGAUUCUGGUAUGGAAAAAUUGUACUAUUGAUUCAAUUACGUGAUUUUAACAAGGGAGAAACAAGUCUUAAAGAAAUAUUUAGUCAGACUCUAGGUUCUGUUAUGCCAUCAGCUCAUUGCAACAUGACCAUCUACGAGUAUAUUUGCACAAACCCAAGUGGUAAUGUCAUUCUUGUUUUUGAUGGCUUAGAUGAACUUAAAGUUGACAAAACGUUUUUAACUGAUGAGAAGAUCAUAACCAGCCCAGACAAAAUGUGUCAUAUGUUUCUUAUCCUUAAACAGCUGGUGGAAGGCAAACUAUUGCCUGGAGCCACUAUGUUAAUCACUUCUCGACCUACAGCAGAAGAUAUUUAUCAGUGUCUAAAGUUUGAUCGGGAAGUGGAGAUACUGGGUUUUAAUGAGGAACAAAUAGAAAAGUAUGUUAAAAUGUUUUGCCAUGAUGACAGGAAAAGUUCAGAGAUGUGGCAAGUAAUCAAGAGUUCACCAGAACUAUUAAGCUUCUGUUACAUACCUGUCAAUUCCUAUAUAGUGUGCUUGACAUUAUAUGAGAGCAUUGAUUUUGGUCAACAUGUGAAGGAUGAAAGCUACAGCAAGAUUCCUAAAACAAUGACUGAAAUGUACAAAAGAGCUAUAAAGAUUUUGCUGUUCAAACACAAUUCAAAAUACAGGAAUGAACAACCCUCAAAGGAUUACUUGACUGCAGAACUUCCACAGCUGCUUCAAGAAGACCUUGACAGGUUGAAAGGAAUUGCAAGGAAUGGAAUGGAAAAAGAUCAGUUAGUUUUUGAGUUUAAAAGCAGCGAUAAAUCUGUGGCUGGCUUAUCAGAUUCUGGUGUAUUCAAUCAGUUGGAAGACAAAAAUCAUCAUAUUUUCUCUUUUCUUCAUCUUACAAUUCAAGAGUUUCUAGCUGCGCUACAUGUGGUUGAUGAUAUUAAAAAUAUUGAAUCAUUUUUGGAAAAGCACCUCAAUAAUCCCAGGUGGCAUUUGGUGAUUCAGUUUGUAGCUGGGUUACUUGGAGAUAAAAUUAAAGAGUUAAGUUCAGCAGAGCAUGAAGACAGUGAAGUGAUCGAAAGUAUAUGCAAAAGUACAGUUUCCUAG